Messenger RNA from Aspergillus piperis CBS 112811, 1163 nucleotides. Its product is annotated as putative catechol dioxygenase. Gene Ontology annotation, biological process: catechol-containing compound metabolic process. Gene Ontology annotation, molecular function: catechol 1,2-dioxygenase activity; ferric iron binding. Bases 87 to 1034 code for a protein of 315 amino acids. The transcript has 2 exons. NCBI's taxonomy places the organism in Eukaryota, Fungi, Ascomycota, Eurotiomycetes, Eurotiales, Aspergillaceae. The record is from RefSeq and is a predicted model, not a curated record.
CUCCCAUCAUUCUACAUCUCACUCCUCUCUCAACCUUUACCUUCUACCUUUCUCCUCUUUUUACCACACAUACACACACAGACAACAUGUCUACCAACCGCCGCUUCGACCCUAACUUCACUCCCUAUGUGGUCAACUCUAUGGGACCCAAGACCCCCGAGCGUGCUCGUGUGGUCCUUGGCGCCCUGAUCAGACACAUCCACGACUUCGCUCGUGAGGUUGAGCUUACCUCCGCUGAGUGGAUGCUUGGUGUCGAGUUCAUCAACUCCAUCGGAAAGAUCAGCACUCCCAUCCGUAACGAGUGCCACCGUAUCUGCGAUGUCAUCGGUCUGGAAUCCCUUGUCGAUGAGAUCGCCAACAAGAUCGUCACUGAGGACGGUGUUUCCCCCACCUCCAACGUCAUUCUCGGCCCCUUCUGGUCUCCCAACGCUCCCUUCCGUGAGCUCGGCGACAGCAUCAUUCAGGACCCCAACCCCAACGGAAAGGUCACCUUCAUGCACGGUGUUCUGAAGGACAUGGAGACUGGUGCUCCCAUCGUCGGUGCCGUUCUUGACAUCUGGCAAGCCUCCGCCAACGGCCAGUACGACUUCCAGGACCCCAACCAGACCGAGAACAACCUUCGCGGCAAGUUCCGCUCCAACGAGAAGGGCGAGUUCUGGUGGUACUGCUACCACCCCACUCCUUACUCUCUCCCCACCGACGGUCCCGCCGGAGUUCUCCUCAACCUCAUGGACCGCUCUCCCAUGCGUCCUGCCCACAUUCACCUGAUGAUCACCCACCCCGACUACGCCACCGUCAUCAACCAGAUCUACCCCUCCGACGACCCUCAUCUCGACAUCGAUUCCGUCUUCGCCGUCAAGGACGAUCUGGUUGUCGACUUCAAGCCCAAGACCGAUGACCCCAAGGCCCAGCUCGACCUGGAGUACAACGUCACCAUGGCUCUGAAGAAGCACCACCCCAACCCCAACUCCGCUCCCCCGGUCUCCUCCUUCGAGCGGUUCAACAAGGCCAGCAAGACCCAGGAGAAGCUGUAAAAAAAUCACAGAAACACAUGCCAUGAUUUGGUGAUACGAAGCAUUUGAUGUACAUAGUUUUGCAUUUGUCGAACUUUCAGCGAUGACCCUUGGACAUACUGUUUGAAUACAGAUUUUUUCAUACCCUUC